AUGUUCAGAAGAUUGCUUCUUGUUUCUACGGUGAUCGCAUGUGUUGGAGCCCAGUUUGCGCAACAGCGUCAGCCUGUUCAGGCACUUCCCGCCAAUGUGCAAGCGGCGCCAGCGGAACAGUCGAUGGAUGGCAUCCCGGCGUGGUAUCAGAUGUCGAAGCAAGCUAGACCGCAGACUGUGCCACAAGCAGCUCCGGCGUAUUAUGAGCGUAUGGAGCCAACUUAUGAGACAAGACGUGAACAACCAACGUAUGAGAGACCCGGAAUUCAGAGCAAUCAUUUUGCAAACUAUCCGUCGUAUCAGAAUCGUCAACCAUACGAGAAUCUGAAUGCAUUGACGUCAGGAGCUUCACUCAAUCAACUACAAAAUCGCCGAUUCCCAUCCGCGAACGGAGGCCAAUCAGCUAGUGGAACCGACAUGAACUAUUCGUCAGCUCUCAAACGAUAUCAUAAGCUUCUUUUGAGAAGAAAACCAUGGUCUACUAAGAUUCCAAGAAUUUUGGCUUCAACAACACCAAAACCAAUUCCACGACGAAUCACACCAAAAAGCACUGUCAAGACGACCACUGAGCCAACCACAACCACCACAACUCAAAAAAUGCCAAAGAGCUUGAAGAGCAUUUAUUCAACAAUUCUUCCUCAUCCUAAGGUCGAAUCUACAACUAGAAGCGGGUGGAAAAUGUGGAAGAAAGUUACCCACAAAGGAUCGACUAGCGAAAUUCCAACAACCAUCGCUACUAGCACAACAACUACCUCAACGGGAUCACCAACGACUAAAGAAGAGCAUUCUACCACCCCCGCUACUAUGGUUGUUGAAGAGACUUCAACAACUCCAACAACAAAAACCACAGAAAAGCUAGUUGGAAGUACUGAAGCCAGUACGACGACAACAACCACAGAAAUAACGACCACCGAGGAUCUCCCGACGACACGAGAAGGAACGAAACCACCAAGGUAUAUAUGCCGGCAUAGUGCCGACUCGAACGAGCGCGAUUUGUUCCGCGAACGAAGACCUCUUACCACGAUUGGUCCGUUUAGGCCAAUAAUCGUCGGCAACAGUUGGAAGCCUUUGAAAUUUAAAAAACCCUCCACGGAGAAUUCGACCGCUGCGCCGAUGACGACGCGCAAUCCGAAAGGCAUGUUGCUUCUCGAAUAUCUUUUGAAACAGACUGACAUUUUUGCGAGAGAUUUGCAAAAAGCGUUUGACGGUCCGAACACUGAACUUCUUGCUGCAAUCAAAGAUGUUGUCGCAAAGUUUAAGGCAAGCCUCGAUGAAGCUGGAAUUGACCAAGACGUAAGAUUGAUGAGCAAUCAGCUUCGCAACACAUGGCAGCAACUGAGGACAGGCAUCGAUCGCGGUGUGAAAGCCGUCCGACAAAGUGCUGAGAACUCGGUGACCCAUCUCAACUAUGGUCCGCAACUGCAACGACAGCCUCCGCACAUUCCAUAUCAACAUCAUCAAGCUGCGUUUCCUGGUCCAAUGAAUGAACAACUCGGGCGUUUGUUCGAGAAGGCUGCUGCCGAUGCAGCAGAUCAGAAGCAGCAACAACAACAUCAAAAGAUGGCUUCGUUGCAGUAA
Molecule: messenger RNA, 1578 nt
Organism: Caenorhabditis bovis
Lineage: Eukaryota; Metazoa; Nematoda; Chromadorea; Rhabditida; Rhabditidae
Source: the annotation of a GenBank genome assembly